Catharus ustulatus (Swainson's thrush) is the source of this 2085-nucleotide messenger RNA. It is a transcript of the gene EDA, whose product is annotated as ectodysplasin A. NCBI's taxonomy places the organism in Eukaryota, Metazoa, Chordata, Aves, Passeriformes, Turdidae. The transcript has 8 exons. Gene Ontology annotation, biological process: animal organ development; immune response. The record is from RefSeq and is a predicted model, not a curated record. Gene Ontology annotation, cellular component: membrane. The coding region runs from base 1 to 1065 and encodes 354 amino acids. Gene Ontology annotation, molecular function: tumor necrosis factor receptor binding; death receptor agonist activity; death receptor binding.
AUGGGCGCGGAGCGCAGGGCGGCGGCGCCGGCUCCCCGCGGCUGCGCCUGCGGCGGCGGCGGCGGCAGCUGGCGGCUCUUCCUCGGUUUCUUCGCGCUGUCGCUGGCGCUGCACGUCCUGACGCUGGGCUGUUACCUGGAGCUGCGCUCCGAGCUCCGCCGCGACCGCGGCCCGCAGCCCGCGGCCCCGCCGCGCCGGGACGGGACGGCGGCAGCGCCCGGAGCCCCGGCCGGGGGCCGCCCGCAGCGCGCGGCCGAGGGCGCGGAGCGGCGCCAGCAGCUGGCCUUGCUGAACUUCUUUCACCCUGAGGAGAAGCUGCACGUUGGAGAAGAAGGGAGACGCGUGCGUCGGAAUAAAAGGAGUAAAGGCAGCGAAGGGCCCGACGGUCCAAGUUCAGUGAAAAACAAGAAAAAGGGUAAAAAGGCUGGUCCUCCAGGGCCCAAUGGUCCCCAAGGGCCACCAGGGCCUCCUGGGCCACAGGGUCCCCCUGGCAUUCCCGGCAUCCCUGGGAUUCCAGGCACGACCGUCAUGGGACCACCCGGCCCCCCCGGCCCACCAGGCCCUCAGGGACCACCUGGAGUGCAGGGCCCCUCAGGUGCCACAGACAAGGCCAGCUCCAGAGACAUCCAGCCAGCUGUGGUCCAUCUCCAAGGCCAAGGCUCAGCAAUCCAAGUGAAGAAUGAUCUUUCAGGUGGAGUCCUCAAUGACUGGUCUCGCAUCACUCUGAACCCCAAGGUGUUUAAGCUGCAUGCCCGCAGUGGGGAGCUGGAGGUACUGGUGGACGGCACAUACUUCAUCUAUAGUCAGGUAGAAGUCUACUACAUCAACUUCACUGAUUUUGCCAGCUACGAGGUGGUGGUGGACGAGAAGCCCUUUCUGCAAUGCACUCGGAGCAUCGAGACCGGCAAGACCAACUUCAACACCUGCUACACGGCCGGGGUGUGCCUGCUCAAGGCCAGGCAGAAGAUUGCUGUGAAGAUGGUCCACGCUGACAUCUCCAUCAACAUGAGCAAGCACACGACUUUCUUUGGGGCCAUCCGCCUGGGAGAUGCACCCGCAUCCUAGAGAGGAACUUGGCGUGGCCAAGGACACCCACGGAACUGCACAGUGCUGCUGUUCAUAAAGCGUAUCAGUAUUUCAGGGGUUCUGUAAUCCGGCCAUAAAGGAAACUGAUCCAGAGCUAUUUAUUCCUAUAUGUGAAUGCAGGAAGCACAAUUGUCCUCUGUGACUCGCGGGGAGACUCGGAUCAAACCAAAAAAGCUGGUGGGGAGAGCGUUGUGAGGAGGGAAAGGCUGUUGGGUGUGCCUUGUCUCAGUAUUUCAAAUAUUACUGCACUGAUACUCUGCUCUGUGACCUUCACACGAGGCUUGGUGGGAGAGCUGGGGGCUCUGCUCGGAUGUUGCACUGGCAAGAGCAUCCCAGGAGGGAGCGGGAGGACACGGACUCCUGUCCCAAAAUCCCAGCCAGGCUCCUGCUUGUGCACGCUAACCACAGCCAGGAGGGGGGUUCUGGCUCCCUGCCUUCCCAGGGGGAGCUGGAAGGGCUGGGGGGCGAGGGGAGGUGGGUGAGACAGGGUCAGUGGUGUUUACAUUCAUCCUCAGGAGGAGGAGGAGGAGGAGGAGGAAAAGUGCCUCGACCUAGAGCUUGGAAGCAAAAGCAGGAAGUGCGAGAGGAAGAGGAAUAACUAGAGCAGGCUUAGCAGAUAGGAAACUGCCUCCACAUUCCAGAAAGCACCAAAUCCCAAAGAAAACGCCGAUUCCCGGGUCCAGGCCUCUGCUCCUUGCAGCUCCUGCCCUUACCCCAGAGGUAACCUUGCCCCAGCGGGGGCUGCCUUCAAGUACUGCUGCUGUUACAGCAAGUUGAGUUGGGUUGGGGGUAUUUUGGUUUUGGUUUUUUUGUUGUUUUGGUUUUUUUUGUUGGUUUAUUUUUUUUUUGGGGGGGGGUGUUUUGUUCUUUUUAAUUAAUAUUUUGCAAACCAGAACACAUUUCUACAGGCUUCACCGAGCCACGUAGAGCAGCCACAAGUACUUGUGACAACACUCGGAGGAAGUUUGUUAUGUUUAAGAAUAAAAUAUUCAAACAGGA